AUGCGCGCGGUGCACAACCCCCGCUGGGUGCCCCUGCUGGUGCUGUGGAGCUGGGCGUCUAGCACGCGACGCGACGGUCGCCCGAUUGUGCUCGGGCUUGGCGUAGAGGCGCAGCCUUCUGGCCCGCCGCAGUGUGCGGCCACCUGUGCAGUGGAAGCUGCAACAGCGACGGGGUGCGAGGGACUGGAUUUUGCGUGUGCAUGCGCAUCCCCGUCGUUCCUCAGUUCCGCGCAGUUGUGCAUGAGCAACGAAUGCAAUUCAGCCGAUGCACAGACAGAGAUGCAAAUUCUCGACGCGACGUGCAGUGGCGCGAGCACCUCUUCGCCAAUUCCGACAUCGUCAAGUGCAUCAUCGGCUCCUCCCAGCUCGACUGCAAGCGGAAACUCAAGUAGUAGCUUACCCACUUCCGGCCCGCCUUCAGGCAGCGUUCCUCCUCCAAGUGACAGCGGCAGUGCAACAUCACCUGGAACGAGCUCACCUGCUUCGGCCUCGGCAUCCACGACCGCUGCGCCUUCAUCCGGGUCGUCAGCCUCUGCGUCGGGUUCGGCUCCCUCGAGUCCCUCGCCGGGUUCGUCAGGUUCGGCGUCAUCGUCGGCGUCUCCCGCGUCAACGGCGACUCCGUCAUCGCCACCGAGUUCUAGCGCGCGGGCGUCUACUCUGACUGUACCCGGAACGACGUCAAACCCUCUAUCGGCCUCGACGUCCUCGUCAAGGAGGCCGACGUCGACGGCCGUGGUUACGGUGACCCGUAGCUCGGGUGGCGCACGGGUGUUCGCGUCCGUGGGCUCGUCGCUGGUCGCGACGCUGGCGGGGGUUCUAGCGGCGCUGCUGCACGUUUGA
Sparassis crispa is the source of this 840-nucleotide messenger RNA. RefSeq lists its product as hypothetical. Lineage: Eukaryota; Fungi; Basidiomycota; Agaricomycetes; Polyporales; Sparassidaceae. The coding region runs from base 1 to 840 and encodes 279 amino acids. The record is from RefSeq and is a predicted model, not a curated record. The transcript has 4 exons.